Molecule: messenger RNA, 1445 nt
Organism: Silurus meridionalis
Lineage: Eukaryota; Metazoa; Chordata; Actinopteri; Siluriformes; Siluridae
Gene: sfxn4
Product: sideroflexin 4
Exons: 14
Coding region: 104-1054 (316 amino acids)
Biological process (GO): monoatomic ion transport; mitochondrial transmembrane transport
Cellular component (GO): mitochondrial inner membrane
Molecular function (GO): monoatomic ion transmembrane transporter activity
Source: RefSeq, a predicted model, not a curated record
CCUGAAUGACCUCCAUCGCUAUAUGGUUUCGACUUUUUACGUUUUUCUACUGCAGGCAGUUUGGGUGUAAGCGUAAAAUAAAUCGGUAACGUUGUUCAAAAAAAUGGACCCAAAUUUAGAAUACUGGCAUCACAACGGGAAGUCUUUCCUAAGCAGACUGCGCAUCUGGUUGAAUAUUCUUGACCCCAGCUCUCUCCUGUCCUCUGAUGCUGAAAUUGAAAACGCUCGUUCUCUGAUUAGAAGAGAAGGGAAUCAGCAGAACAAUGAAAAGGUCUCCAGUGCCUUGAAGCUUUCUCUUAGCUCUGUGCAUGCUGAUACUGGAGAGCCGAUUUCCAUUGUGUUUCGUCCACAAGCUUUUCUGCCUGUAGCGGCACCUUUGGUCAUAGCAAGCUUUUUGCCACAUAAAGGAGUGACACCUGCCUUGUUUUGGCAGUUUAUGCUACAGAGCUACUCUGCAGGUUUCAACCAGGCUAACAGAAAUGCAACAGCCUCGCCGGACAAUAAGCCCUCAAUGAAACAGGCUCUUCUGAUCACUGGAACAGUGGCGUAUUCAACACUUACAGGGGCUCUUCCUCAAAUUUUAAUCCAGCGCCUAGCAGUCAGCAGUCGUUCAGCUCAGGCCUUCUGUAGGUCAGUGCUGCCUGUUCCUCUGUCAGCUUGUUUGGCUGCCUUUAGUGUCUUCGUGGUGAGAAGUGAGGAAUCAGAGAAUGGUAUAAAAGUCUAUGACUGCAAUGGAAAUGCAGUUGGAAUCUCAAAGGAAGCUGGAUUUAAGGCCGUAAAGGAGACAGCUAUAUCUCGAGCAACUCUUUUUGGUACCACUGCAGUUGUUCCUAAUCUACUUGUCCUCAUUCUCAAGAGGACAAAGUUGGCCCAAAGAAACACACUGAUGCUUGCUCCAGUUAGACACAUCAGCACUGCAGUUGUCCUUGGCUUGAUGAUCCCUGCGUCUUUCAGUCUGUUUCCACAACUUGGCAAGAUUAAAAAGGAGCACGUAGAAAAAGAGCUGCAAAGUUUAACAGAUGAUGGGGAGCUGUUUUACCACAGAGGACUCUAACAGACCUUAAAGACCAGCACUCGCAACAUUUAUAUCAUAUCAAGUGAGCUUCCUAAGUGAGAUUCCUAAUGAGCUUCUGUAUGGAAACCUGACUGAAAAAAUACUAUUUUGAAAGUAGUACUGAUUACACCGAGUACUGAUUGCUGCCUUUGCACAUGCAGUUCAUCUGAACAAAUGUAACACCCCACUACACUUUCAGUGGCGUAUACCAAGUUUAGUGGAAUUACUGAAACCGCAGCACUUUUUUCAGGACUGUGCUGGUAGUUUGGUCUGCACUGUUCUCAGCACUGUAGAUGAACUGCGAUCACUGAUGCAGCACUGCUCGUGUACAGCCAUAUUCUCAAUUAAUGUCAAACAAGCAGUACAUAAUAAAACCAUAACUCUUGGGAAA